GCGACGGCGGCAGGAUCGUGUCGCGGCGACCUUUCAGGAUCCGCUCGGCUUCGGGGCUGCUCCAGGAGGAGGAGAGCGAGGCGCGGCGCGGCGAGCCGCAGGGCCCGCGGGCCGGGCGCAUGGCUUAGGGACGCCCCCUCCCGCAGCGCCCCCAGCAUGGGGAAACUUCACUCCAAGCCGGCCGCCGUGUGCAAGCGCAGGGAGAGCCCGGAAGGUGACAGCUUCGCUGCGAGCGCCGCCUGGGCUCGGAAAGGCAUUGAGGAGUGGAUCGGGAGGCAGCGCUGCCCGGGUGGCAGCUCCGGAUCCCGACAGCUGCGGGCGGCUGGCACCGUUGGCAGAGGAACUCGGGAGCUCGUGGGCGAAGUUUUCAGAGAAACGCUCAGCGAGGAGGAAGAGGAAGACUUUCGGUUAGAAGUGGCCCUGCCUCCCGAGAAGACGGACGGGCUGGCCAGUGGAGAUGAGAAGAGGAUGGACAAGACAGGCGAAUCCUGCCCGGGCUCCAAGAAGCAGCUGAAAUUCGAAGAGCUGCAGUGUGACGUGUCUGUGGAGGAGGACAGCCGGCAGGAGUGGACUUUCACUCUGUACGACUUUGACAACAAUGGCAAGGUCACCCGUGAGGACAUCACCAGCCUGCUGCACACCAUCUACGAGGUGGUCGAUUCCUCCGUCAACCACUCCCCGACGUCGAGCAAGACGCUGCGGGUGAAGCUCACCGUGGCCCCCGAUGGGAGCCAGAGCAAGAAGAGCGUCCUUCUCAAUCACCCCGACCUGCAGAGCACCAGGCCCAGAGCAGAGACCAAGCCCGCCGAGGAGCUGCGAAGCUGGGAGAAGAAGCAGCGGGCCCUCCUCAGGUUCCAGGGUGACAGCCGUCUGGAGCAGUCCGGCUGCUACCACCAUUGCGUGGAUGAGAACAUUGAGAGGAGAAACCACUACUUAGAUCUCGCUGGGAUAGAAAACUACACGUCCCAGUUCGGGCCUGGCUCCCCGUCAGUGGCUCAGAAGUCAGAACUGCCGCCCCGCACCUCCAACCCCGCUCGAUCUCGCUCCCACGAGCCAGAAGCCAUCCACGUCCCACACCGAAAGCCCCCAGGCGUGGACCCCGGCUUCUUCCACUUUCUUGACACCCCAUUCUCCAAGGUCUCGGAGGUCCAGCAGCGGCUCCGGGGUGGUACCCAGGACGGGAGCAAGCACUUUGUGAGGUCCCCCAAGGCCCAGGGCAAGAGCGUGGGUGUGGGCCACGUGGCCAGAGGGGCAAGAAGCAAACCCCCCAUGGGACCUGCUGUCCCUGCGGUGUCCCCAUCCGCCCACCUGGCCGCCAGCCCGGCCCUCCUCCCCACUCUGGCGCCCCUCGGGCACAAGAAGCACAAGCACCGUGCCAAGGAGAGCCAUCAGGGGUGCCGGGGCCUGCAGGCGCCCCUAGCCGUGGGCGGCACCGUCGUGGGGCGGGGCCACGUCAGGGAGCUGCCCGCGGUGGUGGUGUACGAGAGCCAGGCCGGCCAGGCGGUCCAGAGACACGAGCAUCACCACCACCACGAACACCACCACCAUUACCACCACUUCUACCAGACCUAGAGCCCCGCCCCCGCCCUUGCCCCACCAUAUGAAGGACCCCCCUCCCCCUGCCCCCAAGGCAUUAUUAUUCUAUUAAUUAUUGUUAUUAUGACGAUUAUUGUUUAUUAAUAAUUAUUGUUACUCCACUAAUAUUCAGCUAGCCUCCAUGUAGAAGAUAUAUGGAAACACAGAACUAAACUUUUAUUUAUAUGUCGUGGGGACUGCAUAACUUACCCAAGAAAUGACUCUGGGUUUGGAAGUGGCCUGUAGUGGCAGAGGCUCCCUGGGGCUCCGGAGCUGCGGUGUCCACGCAGGCCAUUCCACACGCUUCCCAGCCCCGGGCAAGCCCUCGGCCAGAGCUCUGCCCCAUCCCAGUCUCUUCCAGGAGAACACCCUUCCCUGGCCCGGCUUCCAGAGACCCUUGAAAUCUCCGAGAAGAUAAACAGCUGCUACCUCUUAGUAUGAUUCUGAUUUUAUUUUGCCCUUAACUGAUUGUAAUGUGCUACAAGGGAUUCCAGCGGACUGCGCGACCUUCCCAGCUGUUGCGUUUUUAUGUCCCAACCUAGAAAGCUUAGCUGUCCUUUCUGGAGUUAUCUUUCACACCUUUCCAGUGGGAUCACGCCUCUGCCCCAAACCAGUCCCAUCUUUUCUGUCGUGCGCAACAUGAAAAUACAUUUCUCUUUUUUCUCUCCUCCUCCUCUCUUUAGAAAGAUACACACCCAUAUUUAAAGACUGCCCCUGAAACCAGCCUUCUCAUUUUGGAAACCUCCGGAGAGGGAACCAACCACACAGACAAGUGUGGUUUUCCCAGAUCGGGCAAUUGUGUGUUGUUGGUUGUGACCGAAGAUGUGGAAACCUGGUGUCCUACCAUUGGCAAAUAUAUACAUACCUACGUGGUUCUCUAACAGAGCUUUCUGUAUCUGUAGAUAGAUGCCCUCUGUCCAUUUCUAUGUAUCUUUCUAUAAAUAUACACUCUCAGGUACCUUUUCUGGUGUGCAGAAGUCCGUGCUUUGCUUCUCAAGACACAUCCAGAGAGAGCCCAGACGUGACCCUGUGUGCCUCCUGUUGGGGCGCUGUUCAUUAGAUGCCAGUGGCCACCUGCCUCUCAUCAGGGAUCCUUUCUCGAGGUUCGGGAUCUGGCUGGUUUUGGAGAGGACUGUUGGAGUACAGAAGCGUGGAGGGAAACGGGGACAGUGGCCAGAGCUGGGACCCUGGAGCAGUGUCCUCUGUAGAGCAGAAUUUUGUUUGAUUGAAACCCGGGGAGGCCAGGAAAAGGACACCUGUCAACUAGUCAGGGACCCCGGGAAAAACUGAUGACACACACACUCGGAUUGGGUAAUGGGGUGAGCUUAAUAAAGGGAAUAUUUACAUAGUGUGGGCAAAGCCUCCUGAAAGAUCGUGUGCUGGCACUGUGGUACCACUCCUGCCCCUGGAGUGGAGGGCGUGGGAGAGAGUCAUCCUCAGCAGACACAGAGGGGUGGGGACACCUGAAGGAGCCGCGACCUUCACUGGAAGGAUGCAGCCAGCCUGUGAGGACCCUACAGGGAAAUGACUUCCUGACCUCACUCUCCUGCCCGCCUGUAUCCUGCGGAGGCACUGUUGGCUGAAGCCACCAGGAGCCAGAGAGUGAGGCAGCUAUUGAUGGGGGUCACACAGGCGUUCUGCCGGGGAAGAGGAGAGUGGAGGGUGAAUCUGGAGGGACACAGGAAGAAAAAGCGGCUCCAGCUGCCUGCCUUUCUGCCACUUGGUCUCCCAGCUGGCACUCCCUUUUCCAGAGCCUCUGGUGUUGGUUUACCGUGGUUGGUAAGGAGUUUGUUUUUGAAGAUAGUGUGCUGACUUGUUGUCACUGUAUUAAUUUUAUUAGUUACUGGUGUGCCUGGGACUGGAUUAGUACGGUUAAUCCUUAUGACAACCCUGAGGCAGCCGGUGGAAGCUCAGGGAGCACAACAGGCUCAGGGAGGUUGAGUAACUCUCUUGAGACCACACAGCAGGUGGCAGAAGUGGGAUUCUAGUCUUUCCCAGGAUCCCUGAACCAGUGGAUUUGGGCUUCCCUUGUUUAGGGCUAUGGGCUUCUGUCAGUCAGGAACCUACUCAAACUGACAGGAAUGUAACCAACCCAGGGAAGGCAGGGAGGAAGCUGGCUUUGAGAGGACAGGCUGUGAAUGAAGCUGAGGCUCGCUGGUUCUCAUGGCUCCCUUUCUGGAUUUCUACUUCUCCCCCGACAUGCUUUGCCGUGGUGUGGGGACUGCUGGCCCUUUGGGCCGCACAACCAGAUGGAAAAGGAUUUCCCACUAGGGCAAGCCCAAGGAAGGAUUCUAAUUGGCUGGGCUUGGAUCUGGUACCCAUCCCUGGACCAAUCACUGUGGCUCCUCUGGAGUCACACAUCCAGCCUGUGGAGAGGGGGAGGGGCCUGUGCCAGAAGAAGGAAGAGGAGGGGUGCUGAGCAGACCAGAGCAGAUGGCGCCCCAGGAGAAUUGCUGCAGCCAUGGAGACAAGCCAGGCAUCGGGUCCACGCAGGGAGCCUCUCUGUGGCCUGGUGGGCUGAGAGCGUUUCCGAAGCCUCUGAGAGGAGGUCCCUGCCAUCUCUCCCAGCCCCACACCUGUCAGGGUUCUGUUAUUUCUUGGUACCUGGAAUUUACCUAACUUUAAAAAGUAGUAACGUGCACAUGUAGAAUAUUCAAUUAGUACACAGAGGUGUACAGGAAGAAGUACACAUCCCUCUGACUUCCCUGACCCCAGCUUCCUGGGGCCCUUUGGAUGUGGCUUGGUGGUGUGAGCACAGAUGUCGGUGCCCAGCUGCCUGGUGCAAAUCCUGACUCCUUCCCUUAGUAGCCUGUGUACUUCUCAAGCCUCAGCUUCCCCUUUAUAAGGGGGGUCAGAAGAGACCUACCCCACAGGUUGUUGUGAGAAUUCAGUGAGU
Molecule: messenger RNA, 4471 nt
Organism: Globicephala melas (long-finned pilot whale)
Lineage: Eukaryota; Metazoa; Chordata; Mammalia; Artiodactyla; Delphinidae
Gene: NKD1
Product: NKD inhibitor of WNT signaling pathway 1
Biological process (GO): negative regulation of Wnt signaling pathway
Cellular component (GO): cytoplasm
Molecular function (GO): calcium ion binding
Source: RefSeq, a predicted model, not a curated record